ACGUCUCGAUCAGUUGAACAUAUACCGCUGUUACGUACGCUUUAUUUAUCUCGGUGCGCAGUUCGCGAUAUUAAUAAUACACGAGAGUCGAUUUCUCCGACCAAAAUAUAUUUGGCCAAGUGCCAUCGCGUUCGCGGAUGGCAUCGCGUCUAAUCUCGUCUUCUCAUGCGACCGAAUAGUAACUAUAAUUAUGACCGGUUAAAAAUUCAAUUUGUAGCUCUUGGCAUGCUGCAUAUUCAAGCAGGAAAUCUCGUGACGUCAAGCAAAAUGCAUCUAGCGAUUCUCUUUCUGUUGCUGAAUUGUCUAGCGGCGCCGGCUGCAACGGGAAAUGUCGUGCUGAUUAUUACCGACGAUCAGGACUCGACUUUAGAUGGCAUGACGCCGAUGGUAAAUACUCUGAAUCUCAUAGCAUCUCAGGGUGUCACGUUCACGAAUUGCUUUGUAGCUUCGCCUAUCUGUUGCCCGAAUCGAGCGUCCAUUCUGACCGGACGGUAUCAGCAUAAUCAUCUGACAGUGAAUAAUUCAAUCGCCGGUGGUUGUAGUAGCGCGGAAUGGCAGAAAUUCCAAGAACCGGCGACGUUUGCCGCUCUUUUGCAAAAUGUCGCCGGAUACAGGACGUUUUACGCCGGAAAAUAUUUGAACGAGUAUGGAAACAAAAAAGUUGGCGGUGCAGCUCACGUACCGGUGGGAUGGGAUUGGUGGGCCGGUCUUAUAGGAAAUUCCAAAUAUUACAAUUAUUCAUUGUCGAUAAAUGGUACCGAGAUGAAGUACGGUGAUAGUACGAGCGAUUAUCUUACAGAUGUAAUCAAUAAUCUGGCUGUAGAUUUUAUUAACGGAUACUCCGACGACCAACCUUUCCUCAUGGUAUUAGCACCUCCGGCCCCUCACGCGCCUUUUACACCUGCUGAUAGACAUAAUGACAAAUACAAUGGCACAAAAGCAAAGAGAACCCCGAACUUUAACGUUCCCGUGCAUCAGGAUAAACAUUGGUUAGUUAGGAAAGGUCCAACUCCUUUGCCAAGCAGUGUAUUACCAAAAUUGGAUGAGAUAUACAGGAAGAGAUGGGAAACUUUGUUAGCGGUCGAUGAGCUCGUUAAAAAUAUACACAAUUUAUUGAAAGAGCGAAAUCUCUUGAACGAUACCUAUUUUAUUUAUACCUCCGACAAUGGAUAUCACGUUGGACAAUUUAGCAUGCCCAUGGAUAAGCGUCAACCCUAUGAAACAGAUAUACGAGUUCCAUUACUGAUAUCCGGUCCAGGAAUUGACUCGUCUACAAUUUCCGCGGCAGUUAGCAGCGUCGAUAUCUUCGCCACGCUCUUAGAUAUAGCCGGUAUAGAAUAUCCAUCAGACGGAAGAACGCUGUUUAAAACAACGCGUGAUUUACCGCAAGAUCGCACUGUUCUGAUAGAAUACAGGGGAGAGAGAUCUAAAAAGACCCCGUCGUCCGGUUGUCCGAGCGACAGCGAUCCUAAUAUUACACUAUGCAUGAAAGAAAUGGCGUGUAAAUGUCAGGAUGCUGUGAACAAUACGUUCAGUUGUAUUCGUCGCGUUUCUCCAUACUUCAAUAACAUCUUCUGCAUCUUUGAAGAUGAUCAGAGAUUUAUCGAAUCUUACGAUAUAUACGUUGAUAAGUAUCAAAUGACGAAUAUUGGAUAUACUAUGAAGAAAAAAUUGAGAUCCAGAUUCAGGAAACGUCUCAAGAGAAUGGCGGUAUGUCAGAAUGCGGAAUGCGUUUUCACAUUUGGGAAGUAAAUUUGAAUAAUAUUACAUACCGUUUCUAUACAUGUAUAUUUAUGGGAAAUUAUUAAUGUCUUAUAAAGAUACGAUUUAUUUUAUUUUUUUUUACUGUAAUAAAGAUCGCGCGCUAUGAUAUAACGUCUCCGUCCGUUCUAGAUCGCGGAAACAAGAGCGCGGAAAGUUGUCUUAUCUCGAAUUAUUGCAUUUAUGGAAAUCGCCGUCGAAGAAUACGCCGCGAAUCUGGAUAUAAGAAUAACUCGCCUUGCUCGAAGGAGGAGGGCAGCAUCCCUCCCCAACGGAGAACUGUUUUCUUAACAAAUAUUUUUAUUAAAGCCCCGCGGAGAGAUAGAGAGAGAGAGAGAGAGAAAGAGAGUCUCGAAUAUUUGAAUAGCAAUAACGGUAUUCACGAAAGUAAAGGGAAGAGGAGGAAAGGACGAUGUGGAAAAAACCGAGCAUUGAAGACAGAAUCGAGACUAUAUUAGACAUGUACAUAUUUGCAUAUAUUAUUAUUGCUAAAACAUUUCUGAUUUCUCCGCGGAUUUGUGACGAUGCGUGCGAAAAACGAUUCUUUACUCGAUAUACUCCGGCUCGUUCGCACUAUUAUUUUACACAUGUAAGGAUUAUAAGUAUCUUAUGGAUAUCAAAAUUAGUAAACGUAUAUAUUGAGAUAAUAUUGCAGAUAUACGGUUGUUAUAUUAAAUAUAUAAAUAAUCAAAAGGAAUUUAGGAUCUUUACAGAUAAAAAUAUCUCAAUAUGUUUACAGUUUUUAGUUUUAUUACAUAUAUAUUUUGCUUUUGAUUUUAUAUGCGACAUAUAGGCAGGAAAUAAAAGCGUGUAUCUUUUGGUUGCUCA
Messenger RNA from Formica exsecta, 2589 nucleotides. RefSeq names its product N-acetylglucosamine-6-sulfatase-like. The transcript is spliced from 9 exons. Gene Ontology annotation, molecular function: N-acetylglucosamine-6-sulfatase activity; glycosaminoglycan binding. The coding region runs from base 166 to 1752 and encodes 528 amino acids. Gene Ontology annotation, biological process: glycosaminoglycan metabolic process. Lineage: Eukaryota; Metazoa; Arthropoda; Insecta; Hymenoptera; Formicidae. The record is from RefSeq and is a predicted model, not a curated record.